AUGCACUUUUCCUUUAUUUUGUUUCCCAUAUUUUCAUUCCAAAUGACUCUCUACUAUGAGGCCUUUACAGAUCCUUCAUUUGUCACGAGUGAAGGUAUUCAGAAGUAUUUUAACUUUAGACUGGACUAUAACAAAUGCCUUAAGUACUUAUUCUGAUUGCUCUGGAACAAGAAUUUUAGGAGGAUACAAUGCCUUCGGAAAUUAAGCCAAAGCUAUCAAAUUACUCUAAUUGCCUCCUCAUUAUAUGAUAUAUAUAACUAUGUAAUUCUGGAAGUAUAAUACUUUUUGUAUAUAGAAUUGAUUCUUGGGAUGGGGAAUUUCUAUAUAUGUACUUGGAUGGAACAUUAAGUUAUAUAGCCUAAUACAGUAUAGGAGGGGUAUAAUAAUGCGGUGGAUCAUGGGGCGAAGAUAUAUAUAGUUUAACAAUUACACAACCUCACGUGUUUUAGUCAGUAUUAAUCCUAAUAACAACAAAUCUUAACUCCAUCCCAAGUGAUGUAAUUUUAUAAAAAUAUAAGAGGAAUCUUGGGGCUUUAGAGAUUUUAAACUCUAUCUUGAUUUAUGCCCUCUUGGAUGUAUAUCUUGUUAAGCUAAGGAUUCAAUCCUGGAAUGCAGAUCAUGGACUCUCGUCGGUUCAGCAUUUCUAUCAGACUAGUUGUCGUCCUUUAAAACAGAAGGAUGGUCAAUAAUAAAUGGAAUACAAGAUACUACAGUUUGCUCUAGUAAUAUUAUAGUUCUAAAUAGGUAUUCCUAUUUUUGGUGGGUAUGGUAAAUGUGGUGCUUCAUCAAUAAUCACUGCAACUAUUAAUAUGCCCUAGCACUAUUUGAUUAAAAUUCGAUUUAGGAUUGCUUAUAUGGAUUCAUGGGAUAGUGAAAAACUUUACUUUUACAUUGAUGGCAAUUUAAUAUUUUAAAAAACUCAUUAAUUUAAUGCAGGUGGAUUUAGAAGUUAUUGUGGUUCUGCUACUUAUGAUGAUUACCUCCCAAAUUAUGAAGUAAUAAUGUUUCACAGAAAGGAAAGUUUGGUUAUAACUUUUACUUCAACACUUAGCGAAGGGUUUACAAAUGAAUCACUUGGAAUUAGAGACUUUGAAAUUUUUACAUGUAAUAUAUUGUAUUGAAUUAUAAGAUGAUUGGGAGGAAUGUGGUAAUGGAAUGACAGACAUACAUGAAUAAUGCGAUGAUGGUAAUAUUUAUGCAUUUGAUGGAUGUUUUAAUUGUGAGUAUUCUUGUGUAGAGGGAUGUUCAAAUUGUAUUGAUGGAAUAUGUUUUGAAUGUGAUAAUGGAUGGAUAUUCAAUGCAGAUUUUAAUACAUGUAUUGCUAUUGUAGAUGAUACUGAAUUUUAAAUUUGGGAAGAAUGUGAUGAUACAUUAUAAUAUGAGAUUUGUUUAAAUGGAAAAUUCAUUUGUCCAUCAAAUUGUAAAUUGUGUUAAUUUGGUAUUUGUUUAUAAUGUAAAUCAAAUUAUCAAUUAAUUAAUAAUAAAUGUGAACCUAUUUGUUAAAAUUAAUUAAUACUUAAUGAUAUCUAAUGUACUGAUUAUAAUCUUGAACCAUUUGAUAAAUGUCAUUAAUGUUAUUAUGAUCUACCUUAAGGUUGUUAAUUAUAAUCAAAUGGAUUUUGUAUCCAAUGUUUAAAUGGGUGGAUAUUAGAUAAAAAUUAAAAUAUUUGUAUUCCAAUUUGUGGAGAUCUUGUUAUUUUAGGUAAUGAAUAAUGUGAUAUUAAUAAAUAUACAAAAUCAUCAUUUGGAUGUAAUUAAUGUGAAUUUGAUUGUUAAGAUGAAUGUAUUAAUUGUGUAUUUGGAAAAUGUUAUGAUUGUAUUCCAGGAUGGAAAUUAAAAAAUUAUUAUUGUGAAUCUGAUUGUGGAAAUAAUUCAAUUUAAGGUUAAGAAGAAUGUGAUGAUAUGAAUUCUAUUAGAUUUGAUGGAUGUAAUAAUUGUAGAAAUGAUUGUUAAAGAGAAUGUUCUUAUUGUUAAAGAGGAAUCUGUUUAGAUUGCAUUUACGGUUGGCAUUUGACUGAUCAUUUCAUUUGUGAAUCUCAAUGUGGAGAUAAUUUAAUUGCAUUAAUAUCAUAUGAAGAAUGUGAAGAUUCUAAUUAUGAUUAAUUUGAUGGAUGUUAUUAAUGCAAAAUGGAAUGCUGUCAUUAUUGUGAUGUUUGUGUUUAUGGAUAUUGUUAUGAUUGUUAAUAUACAUUUACAUUAAUUGAUUAAUAUUGUAUUCCUGUUUGUGGAGAUGGACUCAUUAGUGUUGAAUAUGAAUAAUGUGAUGAUAUGAAUGACAUACCCUAUGAUGGUUGUUAUAAUUGCAAUUACUAAUGUAGAGAACACUGUAAAUUAUGUAUUAAAGGAAUAUGUUAAGAUAAAUGUGAUUAUGGAUACUAUGAAGUAGAUUAUGAAUGCAUUCCAAUAUGCGGAGAUGGUAUCGUUGUUGAAUAAGAAGAUUGUGAUGAUCAAAAUGAUAUUUAAUCUGAUGGAUGUUUUAAAUGUAAAUUUCAUUGUCCAGAUCAUUGUGAAAUAUGUUAAUAAGGACUAUGUAAAUUAUGCGAAUAAGGUUUUGAAUUAAAUCGUAUACUAAAUUAAUGUCUUGCAUUUUGUGGUAAUGGUAUGGUUUCAAAGGAAGAAGAAUGUGAUGAUAUGAAUAAAGAAGAUGGAGAUGGAUGUUCAAGAUUUUGUAGGAUUGAAAGCGAUUAUCAAUGCAGAAAUUACGAAUUAAGUUUUUCAUAAUGUACUUAUUCUAAACAACCAAGAUUCUAUCUUUAAUUUAAAGAAGAAAGAGAUUAAAAAUAAUAUGUUUCAUUGUUAUUUACUUAAUAAGUUAAGUAUUAAAAUUAAGAUUUUUAUUCUAAAUACAUCUAAAUGAAUCUUAUAGAUAUAGACAUUAAUGUCUAUUAGUUGAAUUUAAUUAUUAUUUAAGAACCAGUUGAAUAUCCAACAAAUGUUGAAUACAUGGUAGAAAUUUAAAUAAAUUAAACUUUAUCUAAACGUCCUUACUUAGAAGUAACUUUAGAUGAAUAAUUAUAUAAUUCAGAAGAUAAUACACUUUAUAAUCAAUAUGAUAAAAUAUAACUAAAUCAGCCUAAGUAUAUGGAUGAUUAAAAAUAAGAAGCAGCUGCUACUUUAAAUCAAGCAAGUAAAUAUUUAAUGAAUUCUAUUGGAGGAAUUGGCAUACUUGCUUUUUUUCUAGGAAAUUCAUUUAUUUUCUCUAGUAUUCUGGAAGUAUUACAACAAUAAUCUUAUUUAAGAUUUAUUAAUGUUGUAUUUCCUUUUAAUUUGUUUAUCUACUUUGAAGCAAGUAACAUAAUAACCAUAUAACCUAUUUUAUAAUUCUUUAAGGUUGAUUCCAUUAUGGCACCAACAUUUGAUACAAUAUACAUAGAAUCUUAUGAAAAAUUAAAAUUUUAUGAAAUUAAUGCUGAUCUAUUAACUAACAUUUAAACUUAAAUAUUUCUCAUUAUUGUCUUAAUUAUCAUUUAUUAUUCUUGUGCCUUACUUAUAAUUAUAAUAGAUUCAAUCAAAGUAGAAUUAUUACUUUUGCUUGGUAAAUUUGGAUAUAAAUUACUGAUUUAAGUUAAAAGAGUGUGUUGGAUUUAUUAGAAAGAAUUUAGAAAGGAUGGGCUUAAGGCAUUUCUAAUAGCAAAUUGUUGGGAUCUUUUUUUUACUUGUUUUUUAUAAUUAAAAUCAUCAUAAUCAUAUACUACAUUCAGAUCCAUAAUUUGUUUAAUCUUCGCGUAUGUAAUAUUUUAUGGAUCUUUGUUAAUACUUAGAUAAUAUAUUUAUAAGAAUGAAUUAAUCAAACAAAAUUGUUUUAGUUAUUGGAUUUCAAAAAUCGAUUUAUUUUUCACCUUAAAAAAAUUAGUUUUCAUUUUCAUUUUAGUAUGCUUUCAAAAAAAUGAGUAANAUGUGAUGAUAUGAAUUCUAUUAGAUUUGAUGGAUGUAAUAAUUGUAGAAAUGAUUGUUAAAGAGAAUGUUCUUAUUGUUAAAGAGGAAUCUGUUUAGAUUGCAUUUACGGUUGGCAUUUGACUGAUCAUUUCAUUUGUGAAUCUCAAUGUGGAGAUAAUUUAAUUGCAUUAAUAUCAUAUGAAGAAUGUGAAGAUUCUAAUUAUGAUUAAUUUGAUGGAUGUUAUUAAUGCAAAAUGGAAUGCUGUCAUUAUUGUGAUGUUUGUGUUUAUGGAUAUUGUUAUGAUUGUUAAUAUACAUUUACAUUAAUUGAUUAAUAUUGUAUUCCUGUUUGUGGAGAUGGACUCAUUAGUGUUGAAUAUGAAUAAUGUGAUGAUAUGAAUGACAUACCCUAUGAUGGUUGUUAUAAUUGCAAUUACUAAUGUAGAGAACACUGUAAAUUAUGUAUUAAAGGAAUAUGUUAAGAUAAAUGUGAUUAUGGAUACUAUGAAGUAGAUUAUGAAUGCAUUCCAAUAUGCGGAGAUGGUAUCGUUGUUGAAUAAGAAGAUUGUGAUGAUCAAAAUGAUAUUUAAUCUGAUGGAUGUUUUAAAUGUAAAUUUCAUUGUCCAGAUCAUUGUGAAAUAUGUUAAUAAGGACUAUGUAAAUUAUGCGAAUAAGGUUUUGAAUUAAAUCGUAUACUAAAUUAAUGUCUUGCAUUUUGUGGUAAUGGUAUGGUUUCAAAGGAAGAAGAAUGUGAUGAUAUGAAUAAAGAAGAUGGAGAUGGAUGUUCAAGAUUUUGUAGGAUUGAAAGCGAUUAUCAAUGCAGAAAUUACGAAUUAAGUUUUUCAUAAUGUACUUAUUCUAAACAACCAAGAUUCUAUCUUUAAUUUAAAGAAGAAAGAGAUUAAAAAUAAUAUGUUUCAUUGUUAUUUACUUAAUAAGUUAAGUAUUAAAAUUAAGAUUUUUAUUCUAAAUACAUCUAAAUGAAUCUUAUAGAUAUAGACAUUAAUGUCUAUUAGUUGAAUUUAAUUAUUAUUUAAGAACCAGUUGAAUAUCCAACAAAUGUUGAAUACAUGGUAGAAAUUUAAAUAAAUUAAACUUUAUCUAAACGUCCUUACUUAGAAGUAACUUUAGAUGAAUAAUUAUAUAAUUCAGAAGAUAAUACACUUUAUAAUCAAUAUGAUAAAAUAUAACUAAAUCAGCCUAAGUAUAUGGAUGAUUAAAAAUAAGAAGCAGCUGCUACUUUAAAUCAAGCAAGUAAAUAUUUAAUGAAUUCUAUUGGAGGAAUUGGCAUACUUGCUUUUUUUCUAGGAAAUUCAUUUAUUUUCUCUAGUAUUCUGGAAGUAUUACAACAAUAAUCUUAUUUAAGAUUUAUUAAUGUGGUAUUUCCUUUUAAUUUGUUUAUCUACUUUGAAGCAAGUAACAUAAUAACCAUAUAACCUAUUUUAUAAUUCUUUAAGGUUGAUUCCAUUAUGGCACCAACAUUUGAUACAAUAUACAUAGAAUCUUAUGAAAAAUUAAAAUUUUAUGAAAUUAAUGCUGAUCUAUUAACUAACAUUUAAACUUAAAUAUUUCUCAUUAUUGUCUUAAUUAUCAUUUAUUAUUCUUGUGCCUUACUUAUAAUUAUAAUAGAUUCAAUCAAAGUAGAAUUAUUACUUUUGCUUGGUAAAUUUGGAUAUAAAUUACUGAUAUAAGUUAGAAGAGUGUGUUGGAUUUAUUAGAAAGAAUUUCGAAAGGAUGGGCUUAAGGCAUUUCUAAUAGCAAAUUGUUGGGAUCUUUUUUUUACUUGUUUUUUAUAAUUAAAAUCAUCAUAAUCAUAUACUACAUUCAGAUCCAUAAUUUGUUUAAUCUUCGCGUAUGUAAUAUUUUAUGGAUCUUUGUUAAUACUUAGAUAAUAUAUUUAUAAGAAUGAAUUAAUCAAACAAAAUUGUUUUAGUUAUUGGAUUUCAAAAAUCGAUUUAUUUUUCACCUUAAAAAAAUUAGUUUUCAUUUUCAUUUUAGUAUGCUUUCAAAAAAAUGAGUAAAUUCAAACAAUCUUAUUAACAUUUGUAUGUAAUUUAUAUCUCAUUUAUGUAAUCAAAUUCAAACCAGUCAUAAAACAAUAGGACUAUUGUAAUUUACUUAUGAUGGAAGGAAGUGCCUUUAUUUUUACAUUAACCUCUGCUAUGUAUUGGAGUAAGAUGUCAAAUUUAUUUACUUAUGAUUAGCAGGUGUUAUUGGGUUGGGCGCAUAUUUUAUUAUUGCUAUCGGUGUUAAUCAUCAAUCUUCUUCUAUAAAUAAUUACUCUAUUUUAGUAAUUAAAAAUGUACGUAAAAAAAAAAUUAUGGAAAACAGAUUAAAAACCUUUUAUAAACUCCAACCCUUACCCAUUGACUAAUCUGAUGGAAUUUAAAAUGUGA
Molecule: messenger RNA, 6272 nt
Organism: Paramecium octaurelia
Lineage: Eukaryota; Ciliophora; Oligohymenophorea; Peniculida; Parameciidae
Source: the annotation of a GenBank genome assembly